Messenger RNA from Anopheles cruzii, 2062 nucleotides. Its product is annotated as USP6 N-terminal-like protein. The coding region runs from base 211 to 1875 and encodes 554 amino acids. The transcript is spliced from 6 exons. NCBI's taxonomy places the organism in Eukaryota, Metazoa, Arthropoda, Insecta, Diptera, Culicidae. The record is from RefSeq and is a predicted model, not a curated record.
UACAAAUAACUGUUGUGCAGUACGGAGCUCGGUGCCUAAUCGAUCCGUCGCGAUCGUAAGCACACGCUGCUCGUGUCGAGAAACGCACGGUGAAUGGGAAAAUGUAUGAUCGAGCGAUGCUGAAGUUUUUGAGCAACGCUUCUCUAGAGAUCCAUCCAUUGAGCAAAGUACCUCUACCAGCGGCAAUCUCCAGUCUGCAGCUGUCCGUCCAUGACCAGAUACGAUCGGUACGGUGUGUCCAGCGAAGACCAGCAGGCCUCUUCGGCAAUGAUGAACGGACAUGCAUGUAUGGCCACAGCGACAGCGUCGUUGACUGACGAGGAGUCACUACUGGUGAAGCGUGCCAACGCCGAGAGGGACGAAAUAUUCGAGCGGUAUGAUCGUGGUCGCGAGAAUCCUAACAUUGAUUCGUGGGAAGAUCCGCUGUUCGAGGUGUACACGCAGGCGGAUCGAUAUGGGUUUUUACACCCCGAGCAGCCAGCAACCAACCGAAGUGGAGAGCUGCCGGACAAACACCACACACAACAGGAGAUGGAACGGGCGAAGAAGUGGAUCAAAAUGCACCGGAACUGGAACAGUGCCAGCACGAAGGAAAACUUGCAGAGACGCGUCAUGAAAGGUAUUCCCGAUCGGAUGCGUUCAGCAAUAUGGCGCAAUUUGCUGGACGUCGGACAGGUGGUUGAAGAAAAUGAACACGUCUACGAGAGAAUGCUGCAACUGGCGCGUCAGUGUAGUCCCGACAUUCGGCAGAUAGAUUUCGACGUGAAUCGACAGUUUCGCAAUCACAUCUUCUACCGCGAACGGUACAGUGUGAAGCAGCAGAGCUUAUUUCGCGUGCUGGCCGCGUAUAGCAUGUACAACACUGAGGUGGGCUACUGUCAGGGCAUGUCGACGGUCGCGGCCGUUCUGUUGAUGUACUUCGACGAGGAAGACGCAUUCUGGGCUUUGGAUGUACUAUUGACAAACGCUCGGUACGCCAUGCACGGCUUGUAUAUUGUCGGAUUUCCGAAGUUGAUGCGCUUUUUGGCGCACCACGACCGGAUACUGACCAAGUGUUUGCCAAAACUAAAGAAGCAUCUCGACAAACACGAGGUACAUUCCGUGUUAUACUCGUUGAAGUGGUUUUUUGUCAUCUUUGUCGAACGGAUACCGUUUAGCUUAUGCCUGCGCGUCUGGGAUAUCUACAUGAUGUUCGGUGAGCGUGUACUUACGGGAAUGGCCUACACGAUACUUAAAAUGCACCAAACGAAGAUGCGCCGUAUGAAGGACAUGGACCAGAUAACCGAUUUCCUGCAGACAUCACUACACAAACAUUUUGGCUAUGAUGAUGACACUGUGAUAAGAGUGCUGAAAAGCUCGAUGGACGAGCUGAAGCGACUUAAACUGCUAACGCUGCAGCCACCAGCCGCACCCAACGAACUGCCAUCCCUACCCCGCGGACAAUCGGUUGAACUAUCGACGAAAGUGAAGAUUGGCCAUCGAAACGAACAGUUCACGGACCGUGAAAUUGUCCUAAAGGAGAAGGUUUUGUAUCGUAGCGAGUCGAAGAACGACGAAGAAGAACAGUACAAUAAUGAUAACAUCAAUGGCGAUGCACAUGCGGAAGAAGAGGAUGAGGACGAGCGCACGGAGAAGGACUACGAUGAUAUUACGGAGGACACCGUAAGCCAGCUGCACACAGGCUUGAUAAGAUUGCCUAAACACUCGCCAAUCGGCAAAGGCAUCAGCACGGGUUCGCUUAGAACGAUCCAGAGUUUCACUACCUUCGAUACCGGAACUUCACUGGCGACCAGUUUAAAUUCUCUCGUCAUCAUCGAUUCGUUUGAUGAGUAUUGUGAUAACGAUAAUAUUAUUGAAGAAAGCACUCGACUGUAAGGAAAAUGUAGCGUUCGCGCCGUGGCACGCAUUAGCUAAACUAUUAUAAAUUAAGUUUUUGGUCGGUUGUCUCAUCCGAAAAGCAUGAAAAUACUCAAAUAAAUCACUCAAAGAACAUCGUACAUUUGGUCCCCCCUGUAUUCUCGUUGCUAAAACGAGUGUUGCCAUCGUAGUAACCCUAUUGACU